Molecule: messenger RNA, 1616 nt
Organism: Homalodisca vitripennis (glassy-winged sharpshooter)
Lineage: Eukaryota; Metazoa; Arthropoda; Insecta; Hemiptera; Cicadellidae
Product: histone-lysine N-methyltransferase EHMT2-like
Exons: 7
Coding region: 1-993 (330 amino acids)
Cellular component (GO): nucleus
Molecular function (GO): protein-lysine N-methyltransferase activity; p53 binding; histone methyltransferase activity
Source: RefSeq, a predicted model, not a curated record
AUGAUUCAAGAGGCUUACGGUGAGGAUGCUCUGUCCAGAACUCAGGUGUUUCAGUGGCAAAAAAAUUUCCGGGAGGGCCGCGAUGACGUCCAUGACAAACAGCGCGUCGGUCCUCCAUCAACGAGUCCACACGGACACAAAUGUGUUAAAAAUGACAUAACCAGGGGUUAUGAAGCUAAUCCUGUGCAAUGUAUAAACUCAGUAGAUGAUGAAACUGAGCCCCAAGACUUCGUAUAUGUCACCGAAAACUGCUUUACUUCCAAUAUUAAUAUUGACAGAACUAUCACUUCUCUCCAGUCGUGCAAGUGCCGUGACAUGUGCGUGAGUGGAGGCUGCAUGUGUGGCAAGAUCAGUAUUCGUUGUUGGUACGACGAUGAAGGAAAGCUCUUACCAGAAUUUAAUUUUGCAGAUCCACCAAUGUUGUUUGAGUGUAACCAGGCUUGUAGCUGUAACCGUUUGACUUGCAAGAACCGUGUUGUACAGCACGGCAUCACAGCUCGAUUCCAGCUGUUCCGUACCAAAGGCAAUAAGGGUUGGGGUGUUCGUACUCUCAGACUCAUACCUAAAGGCACUUAUGUGUGCGAAUAUAUUGGAGAGAUCAUAUCGGAUUGUGAAGCUGAUACUCGUGAGGAUGACUCAUACUUGUUUGAUCUGGACAAUCGGGACGGUGAAACUUACUGCAUAGAUGCCCGACGGUAUGGGAACAUUGCCCGUUUCAUCAACCACAGUUGCAUGCCCAACUUAUUACCAGUGCGUGUCUUUAUCGAUCAUCAAGACCUCCACUUUCCACGCAUUGCGUUCUUUGCUAACCAAGACAUACAGGCCAGCGAGGAACUGGGAUUUGACUAUGGUGAAAAAUUUUGGACAAUAAAAUCUAAAUUGUUCAAAUGUACAUGUGGUGCAGAACAGUGCAAAUACUCAGAGACUACUAUUGAGAAAACUUUGGCUGCUUACAACAAAAAACUGGAGCAAGAAGAGAAUCAUGAAUUAUAAGUGUUAAUACCAGGUAGUAAAUACGAAGGUUGUCCAGAAAGUAGCUCAUAUUUUGAUGAAACAGAAAUAAAAAGUACACAAAUACUGUAGAUGCAGAAAAUUUGAAGGACACACUCUUGAAAUGUUUUUAUUACUAUUACCAUUCAAAUUGAGUCACUUUAUUAUAACUGUGUAUUAGUUUAUCAAAUAUGUUUUUGUAGUAAUUUGCUUCCUGAGAAGUUCAUUACUAGCUGACAGGAUAUUUGUAAAAAUUGUCUAAGUUACUUGUAUAUAUGUGUCUUUGUUCAUGAACUAACUACCUUUUUGUCUUACAAUUGACAUUUCCAGUUGUGGUAAGAGAGGCAUCCUCAUUAUUUGUAUAAUAGACCAUUUAGCAUUGAAGCCAUAGAUUGCUUUUGUUGAUUUCUUUCAAGUUUGUUAGAAAUCACCUGGCACAAAACUUAUGAUAGUACAUCUUCCAUAUAAUGGUUUCAUGCAAGAGAGUUUGGUGAAAGUUGUGGAAAAUGAUGUGCUUUGCAAUUGUGAAGUAUUGAAUUUUGAAAAUCUAAUAUUUGUAUUAUUCUAUCUACAAACCCUUCACUAAGUUGCUGUAAGUUCCAAUUGUUUUGCAUUUAUACUGGAGU